Choloepus didactylus (southern two-toed sloth) is the source of this 975-nucleotide messenger RNA. It is a transcript of the gene PRSS55, whose product is annotated as serine protease 55. Gene Ontology annotation, biological process: proteolysis. Gene Ontology annotation, molecular function: serine-type endopeptidase activity. The record is from RefSeq and is a predicted model, not a curated record. Bases 1 to 975 code for a protein of 324 amino acids. The transcript has 5 exons. NCBI's taxonomy places the organism in Eukaryota, Metazoa, Chordata, Mammalia, Pilosa, Megalonychidae.
AUGAGCAAAGUCAAGCACAUGCUCCUGUUACCAGUUUUGCUGCUCAUGUCCCAGGCCGAGGGCAAAAGCAUCGGAUGUGGUAAGAGACCCCUGUUCGAGGGAGUUGCUCAGUAUUCCAGAAUCAUUGGGGGGACGGAGGCCAAGGUGGGUGAGUUUCCAUGGCAGGUGAGCAUUCAAGCAAAUAAUGACCAUUUCUGUGGUGGUGCAAUCCUGAACAACUGGUGGAUUCUAACAGCUGCUCAUUGCUUUGUGAUAAACAAAGUCUCUCCAGCAGAGCUGAUUAUUGUGCUUGGGACCAAUGACCUAAAAAGUCCGUCCAUAGAAAUGAAGGGGGUCACCAGCAUAAUUCUCCACAAGGAUUUUGAUAAAGACAACAUGGACAAUGAUAUCGCCUUGCUCCUGGUAGACACACCCAUCAUCUUCAGUGACUUGAAAGUACCCAUCUGCCUGCCUGAAGAAUCCAGACACGACAUCUGGCACGAAUGCUGGGUGGCAGGAUGGGGGUGGACCAAGGCUGGUGAUGAAAACUCUGGGAACACUGACUUGUUGAAGGUGCCAAUUAUCAUCAUGGAUUGGGAGGAAUGUUCAAAGAUAUUUCCAAAAGUUACCAAAAAUAUGCUGUGUGCUGGCUACAAGAAUGAGAACUAUGAUGCCUGCCAGGGUGACAGCGGGGGGCCUCUAGUCUGCACCCAAGAUCCCGGAGAGAAGUGGUACCAAGUAGGCAUCAUCAGCUGGGGGAAAAGCUGUGGACAGAUAAAUGUCCCAGGAAUAUACACCUUAUUAGUUAAUUACAACCUCUGGAUCAAGAAUGUGACUCAGUUGGAAGGAAGGCCUUUUAAUUAUGAGCAAAGUGAAGCCCCUCCCAAAGAGGAAGUGAUGAAAUCCCUGGCCUCAGAAUUCUCAGAGCCAAGUCCCAGGUUCUGGCUCCUGCUCUAUCUUCUGCACUACCUGCUGUUCUGGAAUGUUUUCCACUGA